CUGCACUCAAUUAUGAUGGAGGCUGCACAGCCUAUUCAUUAUUUCAUAUUCCAGUAGAAUAUAGUGAAGAUGAAUAUAAAUGUCAGAUCAAAUCAAAUAGUGAACGUGCAAAACUAAUUCAAGAAACAUCAGUAAUAAUCUGGAAUAAACUAUUUAUGGCACAAAAGGGUAAUAUUAAAGCAGUAGAUAUGCUUUUAUGUGAACUUUGCAAUUGUAAUUUACCCUUCAGCAGAAAAAUCUUUAUCAGAAUAGGAGAUUUUUGUCAAGUUGCUCCUGUAGUUCCAAAUGCUGGAAAAACAGCUACAAUACUAGAAUCAAUUAAAUUGUCUACAAUAUGGAACUCAUUUAAAGUUUAUAAUCUUCAACAACCAAUAGCAAAUAUCGAAAUUACAGCUUGCGUAAUUGUUCAUUCAACAGCAAUAGUACAAGAAAUAUGUGUUCAAAUAUGGUGUAUUAAUGAGAAAGAGCCUGAAUAUAUUAAUAUUAUUAAUAAAUACUAUGAAGCACUACAGUAUUCACUUUUUUUUCCUCAUAGAGAAAUUGGAUGGCAUAUAUACUGGGUAAAUAAUAAAAAUUCCACUAGACAAAAAAUCUUACAAGUCGAUUAUUAUCAUUAUCGAAUUAUGACUGAACCCCGAUUUUAUUUACUUGGUCGACUAUUUAAUGAGUAUCUGGUAGACAUGUUUAGUAGAGCAGAUGAUGAAAGAUUACAAUUUAUACAUAAGGAACAAUAUAGAUUUAGAAAAGGAGGUCAAGAAGAAGAUGAAUCCCUAAGUGAUGAAGCAGAAUUACACCCAGAAA
This is a messenger RNA of Ambispora leptoticha, 801 nucleotides long. NCBI's taxonomy places the organism in Eukaryota, Fungi, Glomeromycota, Glomeromycetes, Archaeosporales, Ambisporaceae. The record is from the annotation of a GenBank genome assembly.